GGACUUGCAGGAAACUGAAUUAGCGUAAAAUGAAUUCAUUUUAUGCCUUUCAAAAAUGAACUAUUGACUUGUCUAUAGAGAAAAAUUAAACAAGUGAAACUAAAGGUGUCCAGAUGGAUAAUUUCAGUGCAUCCUUGGAGAUGGGAGUGAACAGCACAAUGCUGAAGACAAUGCCACAGGAUCUCCUGGAAGUGCAAGUGGUCACCAUUCUGUUGGCUCUGCUGAUCUGCGGAGUGGGCAUUGCUGGCAAUAUCAUGGUGGUUUUGGUGGUUCUCAGAACAAAGCACAUGAGGACUCCUACUAAUUGCUAUCUGGUGAGCCUGGCCAUUGCAGAUUUGAUUGUAUUGCUAGCAGCAGGUCUGCCCAACAUUUCAGAGGUGGUUGCCUCCUGGAUUUAUGGUUAUGCAGGCUGCCUCUGUAUUACCUACCUGCAGUACCUUGGUAUUAAUGUGUCAUCUUGCUCCAUCACUGCCUUUACUAUUGAGCGCUAUAUUGCCAUCUGCCACUCUAUCAAAGCCCAGUUUAUCUGCACAGUAUCGAGAGCAAAAAAAAUCAUUGCCUGUGUUUGGAUCUUCACAUCUCUGUAUUGCAUCAUGUGGUUCUUCUUAGUGGACACUAACGAGACCAUAUAUGCUAAUGGAGUGGUGGUGAAGUGUGGCUACCGUGUCUCAAGAAACCUUUACAUGCCAAUUUACUUCCUGGACUUCACCUUGUUUUAUGUUAUACCGCUCAUCUUGGCAACAGUGCUUUAUGGACUCAUUGCUAGGAUUCUAUUCAUGAACCCUCUUCCUACCAAUCCACAUGACAGAGCGGGCAACGACUCCAUUCACCAAGGGCGAGCCAACAACACCAUCAAGAUGUCAUGCAAGUCCAGCAAGGGGGCCAUGAGCUCAAGGAAGCAGGUAACCAAAAUGUUAGCAGUGGUGGUAAUCCUGUUUGCCCUGCUCUGGAUGCCCUAUCGCACUCUGGUGGUGGUCAACUCCUUGAUGGACCCUCCGUACCUAAACACCUGGUUCCUUCUCUUCUGUAGAAUGUGCAUUUAUUUGAACAGCGCCAUCAACCCAAUCAUCUACAACUUGAUGUCCCAGAAGUUCCGAGCAGCAUUCAAGAAGUUGUGCAAGUGCAAGAAGCAACGACAAGAAAAAGAGACCAAAUAUACACUGCCUGUCUACUACAGCGUGAUGAAGGACUCAUCUCAUGAAAGCCCUGACCAUGAUGUCACUGAGCAGGAAGAUAUAAAUGGCUACCCAGUGUCCAGUAAGAAAGUUAAUUUUACUGGAAAGUGCAGUGACACCAGUACGAGGUUUAGUGUGGCAUGA
This is a messenger RNA of Polypterus senegalus (gray bichir), 1319 nucleotides long. Its product is annotated as thyrotropin-releasing hormone receptor-like. The transcript has 3 exons. NCBI's taxonomy places the organism in Eukaryota, Metazoa, Chordata, Cladistia, Polypteriformes, Polypteridae. The record is from RefSeq and is a predicted model, not a curated record. The coding region runs from base 114 to 1319 and encodes 401 amino acids. Gene Ontology annotation, biological process: phospholipase C-activating G protein-coupled receptor signaling pathway. Gene Ontology annotation, molecular function: thyrotropin-releasing hormone receptor activity. Gene Ontology annotation, cellular component: membrane.